AUGGCGCUUGAUGUGCCGUUUAAGGAGCAGUUCUGUUGCAUCUGUCUGGACAUCUACACCGAGCCUGCCUCCAUCCCUUGUGGACACACCUUUUGUCUGGACUGCAUCGACAGCUUCUGGGACACUAAGACCAAGGCUGAGUGUCCACUGUGCAAAGAGACAUUCAGAAAGCGUCCACAACUCAGGAUCAACCAAGGAUAUAAAAAAAUCAUUGAUUUAUUUAAAAGGUCUCAGGAGGAGAAUGUUGACAAUGUGGGAAGCAGGAAAACUUCCCCAAUCCCACUUUUUGAGCCUGAAGAGAUUCCCUGUGACAUCUGCCAUGGAGACAAAUCUCAGUCAGUCAAGUCUCCAUCAGUCAAGUCGUGCCUCGUGUGCCAGGCGUCUUAUUGUGAACUUCACCUCACACCACACCUGAGGGAUCCAGCGCUGCACAGACACCAACUUACUGAUCCGGCCACCUUCGCCACCAGUCACCUCUGCAGAAAGCACCACAAGCCGCUGACAAUGUUCUGCAAGAAGGACCAGAAGCCUGUUUGUGGUCAAUGCACAGAGAGGGAACACAAACGCCACAAGACCGUCCCCAUGGAGAAGGAGAACAAGAGGAUCAAUAUUUGUUUAAGGGAGAUGAUAUCCAGCAUUCAACCGAUGGUCCACGCCAGAUUGAGAAAAGUGAAUGAAAUACAAAAUUCAGUGUCUCUAAGCAAACAAAUCACAGAGAGGGAGAUAGAGAGCAGCGCCCAGAUCUGCAGCAUGCUGAUAAGCGUCAUCGAGAGACAGCAUGCCGGGCUGGUCGAGGAGCUGGAGAAGAGGCAGCAAGAAGCUGAGAGGAGAUCCGAGGAGCUGUUCCAGGAGCUGGAGGAGGAACUCAAUGAUCUGCAGAUGAGGAGCAGCGAGCUGCAGCACCUGGAGCACACUCAGAACCCUGUUCACCUCGUACAGAGUUUCCCGUCUCUAAGGCGACUCCCUCAAACUAGAGAGUGGUCUGAGGUCGCAGUCCACUCAGAUAACUGCAUGGGGGUGGUGAUGAGAGCUGUCUCCAAGCUUGGAGACAUCUGCCAGGAAAUUGCCAACAAACAGAAGUUCUGCAGAAGAAGCAGACAAGAUGGAUCAAUAUGCAGUCAAUGUCACUCUGGAUCCUGAGACUGCUUCAGGCUGGCUGGUCCUGUCUCCAGACAGAAAGAAGGUGAGCGUCAGCAGCAAGAAGAACAAUUCUCCACUCCCACACAGUCCUCAGCGCUUUGACUCUCUCAGACGCGUCUGUGUUUUGGGGAAACAAAGCUUUGCAUCUGGAAGACGUUACUGGGUUGUUGAGGUGAGAAGCUCAGAAACAAGAAAACACACUUUAAGCUAGCUGUGUAUUUAUACAAAUCAAUUUUUCCGAUAAGACCAGCAGGAUACAGGAAAUUACAUUUUUUGUCUAAAAAAGAAAUGUGACUCUGUACUUGCCUUUGGUCGUUGUAGUGUGUGCACAAAUUGGUAGUUUUUCACCUUUAACAUAAAUAGGAGUCAAGCAAUUUAAAUCAGUUUCAACAGGCACAUAUUUACUCUGUUUGUAUUUCAAGCUCUUCUUUACUGUAUUUUUCAGUUGAGACAUUACCAACAUGACAUUAUUU
Molecule: messenger RNA, 1613 nt
Organism: Perca flavescens (yellow perch)
Lineage: Eukaryota; Metazoa; Chordata; Actinopteri; Perciformes; Percidae
Product: E3 ubiquitin-protein ligase TRIM47-like
Exons: 8
Coding region: 1-1140 (379 amino acids)
Molecular function (GO): zinc ion binding
Source: RefSeq, a predicted model, not a curated record